Molecule: messenger RNA, 4425 nt
Organism: Knipowitschia caucasica
Lineage: Eukaryota; Metazoa; Chordata; Actinopteri; Gobiiformes; Gobiidae
Source: the annotation of a GenBank genome assembly
AUGGAUGAGCGAGCGAAAGGUGCCGUAUUCAUGUGUCGUGUGUGUAACCUGUUCUCCCCCAGUCGCUCUCAGCUGGAGACCCACUGCUCCGAGCUUCACCAGCAGCCGGAGAAUGAAGACUUUAUCAUCGCUUUGCAGCCUCUGGAACCAGGGGAACCACAGCAGCCAGGGCCUGAAGACAAGAUCAACGAGUCCAAACGACGGCGUGGACGGCCCAAAGGUUCCACCAAUAAGAGACACAAACCAGAUGCGGCGAGUGUCACACAUAUGGAAGCUGGAGAGAGGAGAGCAGAGCGAGAUGUGGAGGAGGAGACGCUGGAUUGUAAAGAAUGUCGCCGCACGUUCAGAAACCGACGUCAGAUCCUCAAACACAUCUGUCUGAAGAUGGAAGACGACGAGGACGGCGACGGAGACGGAGGCCCGUUCAGAGCCUCCAAAACCGCCCACAGAGGAGGCGGUCCGCAAACAGACAAAACAUCCACAACGGCCAAUAAGAAGUCUGUGAUCAAAGUGCUGCUGACGGAGGACGGGAACUGGUCGGAUGUGAGUAAACUGGUCCCAGUGGAGGAGGACAGUCCCACAGAAGGAGAGACUGCAGAUGCACAGGAGUCACCACAGAGUCCACCACAAGAGAAAUCCACCUGUGAAGUUUGCCCUGAUCCUGGAGCCGUUCUGACCGGUAGAAAAGCAGCAGAGGUCGGCAAAGGCAUUCUGGAAUAUUCCAUCCAACAGCGGGAUGCCAGUUCUCUUCAGAAUCAGCUGAAGGUCUUCACCUGUGAGUUCUGCAAUAAGAUAUUCAAGUUCAGACAUUCUCUGGUGGCGCACUUACGAACACACACACAGGAGAAGCCGUUCAAGUGUCCCCACUGCAACUACGCCUCGGCCAUAAAGGCAAACCUCAAUGUCCACAUCAGGAAACACACUGGAGACCGGUUCCAAUGCGAGCACUGCUCUUUCAACUGCAUCAGCUCCGGACACCUCAAGGUCCAUGUGGAGCGCGUUCAUAUGAAAGUGAAGCAGCACUGUGGUUUCUGUAAGGCCAAAUACUCAGAUGUGAAGAGCCUCCUCAAACACAUGGAGAGGAAGCACGACCUGAAGGACCCAGCUGUGGAGAAGGUCUACCAGCUGCUCAGGUUGAGGACGCGUCAGGGCUUCCGGCAGCUCCUGUUCCAUUGCCUCACUUGUAAGAGAUGUUUCAAAAGCCGCCAGGAGCGAGACCGCCACCUGCUGGUCCACGUGCCGCAGCCUCCGUUCGGCUGUCUGCUCUGUGACUUUGCCGCCUCCAAACUGAGCGGCCUGAGUGCGCACGUCCGCAAGCACUUCUUCCUCUACUUAUGCAGCACAUGUCGAGGCGUCUUUGUGAGCUGCCACCGCCUUAAAGCCCACCUUGCGCAGUCUCAUCCAGAACUGGACCUCGAUCAAGCCUUCUCCCAGAGCGUGGACUGCAGCUUCCAACUCAUCCAGCCCGGAGGAGGCAUCUGGGGCAACCAGCCGAGGAGCCAAGAGGAUGUCGUGACCGAAGGAAGUUUAGCAAACAUUCAAGACGGAAGAUCUGCUUCUGAUCUAGAGAAAUUCCAUGAGAUUGUGAGCGAAGGGAGAAUGGAAAACCUUCAAGAGGAAAGAUCCAUCAGCGGUCUCUCCUCCAUCCUUGAAGAAAGAUUGGAAUCUGGUCGAGAGAAAGCUGAGGAGAUUGUGAGCCAAGGAAACAUGACCAAAGAAAGCAUAGCAAGCAUUGAAGAAGGAAGUUCUGCAGAUGAUCUAGAGAGAGGCAAUCAAAAGAAGAGACGAGAUGAGAUGGAGGAAAACCAAUAUGAAAAAACAAAAGACGAGAGAUCCAUUGGUGAACUAGGAUCCAUCCAAGAAGUAAGAUUGGAUUCUGAUCUAGAGAAAGACAAUGAGAAGACAAGACAGGGCAUGGACAACCUUCAAGAGAAAACUUCCAUCAAUCAACUGGAAACUGCGAGAGAAAAGAUCCCACUAUCUGAUCAAGAGAAAGCAAAUCAGAAGAGGAGACGAGAUGAGAUUGAGACCAAAGGGAACACGGAAAACCUUCAUCAAGAAAGCUUGAUAGGUGAACAAGAAACCGUCCUAGAAAACAGAACGCAGAAUGAUGAAGAGAAAGCCAAUCAGAAGGCAAGGCGGGAUGAAAUUGUACACAAAGGGAACAUUGCAAAAAUCCAGAAAGCAAGCGACAUAAUAGAAAAAGUUCGAGAUCUGGAAAUGGUUUUAAAGACUUCGUCACAUCGAGGCCAAAUUGAGCCAACGGGACAAAAUGUGAUCAUGAGCGAAGGGAAGAUUGAAUCUAUCCAAGAAGAAGGGUACGCAAAGGACCAAAAGACAUUCAAGAAACAAGAUGUGAUUGCGUAUGAAGGCAAUGAGGAAAAUCUUAAAGACGAAAGAUCCAGGAAUGAUUCAGUGAAUGUGAAGGUCAUGAGGGAGGGUAACAUGGCAAAAGUCCAACAAGAUAUGGCCGUGAAUGAAGAAGUGACUUUCAAAGAGCCAGAAAACCAAGAGAACGUCAAAGAUCAACGAGAUAUGAGCAAACGAGAGAUGGACCACAUUCCAGAUCCCGCAAAGGUAUUGGAGACAAAUACUAAGGCUUCGUCUAUAAUUUAUAAAGUCAAUGAAAGGACAAGACAAGAUGAGAUUGCGAACAAAAGCAACAUAGGAAGACCCCAUGAUGACAGAUCUGCACAUGAGAUAGAAGAUGGUAGCAUUCAACUAGAGACGAAAGAAAUUGGAAUCGUGAGCGAAGGGAACAUGGCCGACGUUCAAGAGGAAAGGGCCAUAAUUGAUCUAGAGGGGGUCAAACCAACACGCAUGAACUUGUCUGUGUGUGACCAAAGCAAAACAGAAAACCUGCCAGAAGAGCUUCCAGGCACAGACGAGACACAAGAAAGUCAAGUCUCAAAGGAACCGAACACACAGAUCUUCUCACCGGGCAAGGACAAAACCCAGCAGCCUAACACGGAAUCUGAGGUCUCUGUGGAAAACGCCUUUCUCCAAGUCCUCGCCUCCAUCCAGAAAACACAGCUCAGCAUCGAGACUUUGCACCAGCUGCGGAAAGUGUACGGGGAGCUGGAGUGUGAGUUCUGUGGGAAACUGUUUGUUUACAAAGUGCAUUUUAAUAACCACGUCCGCACGCACACCAAGGAGCACCUGCAGUACUGCUCCCAGUGCGAUUACUCGGCCAUCACCAAAAGCUCUCUGACCCGACACCUGCUGCACAAACAUGGAGACCUGCUGCUGCCCUGUCCCACUGCGGAUUGCGGCUUCACCACUCCAGACAAGUACAAGCUGCAGAUGCACGUCAGGAGGUUCCACGAGGAGACAAAAACAGUGCCGUGUCCAGUUUGUCACACCAUCUACCCGGAGCAUCGGCUCAAGCAGCACAUCCGGAAGCUCCAUCCUGGCACCGUCCCACUGGAGGGAAAGGAGCGCAUGGAGAAGCAGCCUGAUAAGUGCCCCUACUGCGACAUCUACUUCCUGAAGAACAGCAAAGACCUGCAGCAGCACAUCUGGGCUCACGAAGGUGUGAAGCCGUACGCGUGCCACAUGUGCGACUACGCGGGCGUCAGGAAGAGCAACCUGCGUCUGCACAUGAACCGACACCAGAGCGAGAAGACGCAUCUGUGCGACCUGUGUGGGAAAAAGUUCAAGUCUGAGGUUUCUCUGAAGACACACAGCAGAGGACACUCCACUGAAGGUAAACAGUUCAAAUGCUCGGAGUGCGACUUUUCUGCGGCUUUGAAACCGUCGCUCACUCGACACAUGGAGCAGCACGCCAGAGGGCGCCAGGCGUUCCAGUGCACGCUCUGCUUCUACUCCUGCAGCAGCGUGGGGCCUCUCAAACGGCACUUCAAGAAAACGCACCCAGACGAGAAGUUCCCCAACUCCAAAGAGACGGCUGCAGAGGAGACGCAGACACUGGAGGACACGGGUUUGAAAUGCCCGGUGUGCGACUCUGUCCACGGAAACAAGAGGGAUCUGAACCGCCACCUGAAGUCGGAGCACCGGCUGAACCUGCUGCAGAUCUCAUUCGAGGAGACUGAGGCGGUGGAGACCCAGUUUGUGCCGGUGGAGGAGCAGAUGCAGCUCACCGAAACCCUCCAGGACAGCGAAGCUGUGAAGAUCCUGCAGCAGAUCACAGAGUUGAACUCCGACCUCCACCACGCCGUCACUCCCAUGGUUGCCAUGGCUCCGGGCGCCGUCACCGUCAUGGAGCAGAUGGCGGAGGAGCAGGAGAUGGUGGUGGUGGAGGAGGCCGAGGAGCAGGUGGUGGUGGUGCAGGAGGCGGAGGAGCAGGUGGUGGUGGUGCAGGAGGCGGAGGGCUUGGAGGCUCUGACGGUGCUCACACAGGGAGACAGCACACACCACUACAUCGUCUACGUUCAGGAGCAGACCGUGGAGAUAGAAAACAACUGA